Alternaria atra is the source of this 1413-nucleotide messenger RNA. RefSeq lists its product as uncharacterized. The coding region runs from base 1 to 1413 and encodes 470 amino acids. Lineage: Eukaryota; Fungi; Ascomycota; Dothideomycetes; Pleosporales; Pleosporaceae. The record is from RefSeq and is a predicted model, not a curated record. The transcript has a single exon.
AUGACUCUCCUAGAUAUGGAUAUCGACCUGAUGGGUGCCCAGCCCGCCCUGUUCAAGCUUUAUACCCAACUCGCCUUCAUCUUUCCGCUGUCGGAGUCGACGUCACACGCCCAGGUUACCUCGAUCGUCACGUCUGGAUUGGAGAAGCUAGCCCAAAGAUUCCCUUGGGUCGCUGGUCAAGUCGUAAACACGAACCCUGAUGAUCCAAAAGCUGCGCCCCAUUAUAAAAUUCAGCCGUAUCAACCGAUACCGCAAUUAAUUGUACGAGAUUAUACUUCCGAUACGGAAAUACCCAGUUUAUCGCAGAUGCGGGAAAGGGAAUUCCCAAUGAAGAUGUUGGGUGAGCAUGUUUGGGCGCCCUGUCCCACUUUGGCUGCCGUUGGGUUUGACCCGAAGAAAUCUUCUGGUAACUCUGAUCAACCUGCUCCGGUGAUGCUCACACAGGUCAGUUUUAUACGCGGUGGGCUGGUGCUCUGUGUCAAUAUGCAACAUAAUGUGUGCGACAUGAUGGGACAGGCGGCGGUGUUGGGCUGGUUGUCCAAGGCAUGUCGAGGCGAACAGUUCACAGAAGAGGAAAUUAAGCUUGGUAACAUGUCGAGAACAGACAUUGUGCCACUUAUCAAGGAUGAUGGCUGGAUGCCUGGACCUGAGCUGCAGAAUCAGCUUUUUCCUUCACUUCCUGCUGUUCUCAAAGAGCCGGAUACUGUGGAGUCCGCAGCACCUAGCAAGUGCACCUGGAUGUACUUUGACUUUCCAGCCUCGUCCUUGGAGUCAUUGAAGGAUGUUGCGAUGGCUACACUUCCCCCAGGCUUCGCCGGCUUUGUAUCGACCGAUGAUGCUCUCUCCGCCUUCAUCUUCUUCUCCAUUCUACACGCAAGACAAUCGCGUCUCCGUCCGGAUGCCUCAGUAACUUUGGCACGGGCUGUGGAUGCCAGACGCUAUCUGAACGUACAUCCCAGCUAUCCUGGCAUACUACAAAACAUGGCAUACACCAGCUACUCUCUAGACUCCCUACUGUCCACUCCCCUAGGCCACAUCGCCGCCAGAAUGCGACAAGCAGUCGACCCCAAGACCUCAAACGUCGCAUACCGAACCCGCUCUCUCGUCACCUUCCUAGCGCAAUCACCAGAUAAUGCGGCCAAAACGAGUCCUACAGCCACCCUCGACAUGAGCGUUGACAUUGCGCUUAGCUCGUGGACUAAAGUUCCCGCUUAUGAGUGGGACUUUGGGUUUGGAUUAGGGCCUCCUGCUUCUGUGAGACGGCCGAGAUUUGUGCCUGUGGAGUCACUCAUGUAUUUGAUGCCCAAGAGUCAACAAGGGAGUAUAGCUGUUGCCAUGUGUUUGCGAGAGGAUGAUUUGACGUGUCUUAUGCGGGACGAGGAGUGGAAAAGGAUGGCUAGGUAUGUCGGUUAA